AUGUACAUUGGCCCAUGGCAAGAAUACAAGCUUGCCCGGCUGAUCCAGCAUCAGCACCAAGUCUUAGCCCGUGAGUUGUCAGCGCAGGACGUGCGACGAGGCCGGCCCUUUGAUGCCUCCCCAGCGUCCUCCAGGUCCGGCUUCUCGGGCCAGUCCACGCAGAGUGCACCGGCACAUGUGCCAGGACCAUCAGCGCAGGUGCGCUUGAACGACUACUGCGACAGCAUCGAGCGAGCUGAGCGAAGGCGUGGGGCCCCAAGGCCUCGUGCGCCCAGUGGCGGGAGCAGCAACGCCAGCACUCGUCCGUACAGCAGUAGCAGCGGCAGCACCAGAGGUCAAGGUGGCUCAAGCAGUUCCACCAGCUCAGGCAGGGCGGCAGCGAAGCGCGCAGCAGGCCCCAAGAAGUCGGGGAAGCCACCGAAGGCGGUUUCCUUGGAAGAGCAGCGUCGAACGCGGAUCAAGCACAUGCAGAGGCUCUACGGCCUCGGCUCGGAAGCUCCGGACGCUCCGCAGGGCGGGCAGUUUUCGACUACGGAGGGGCAGACUGAGACGAUCGAGACUGAGAACGCCAAAGACGCACCGAAGAAGAGCACCGGGGUUCCCGGCCCAGCUGAAGAGUUCGAACUGUUUGGGAGAGCCGGACAUGACUUGGGGUUGGGCAUGACCAUGCCAAGGAGAACUCCUGAAGAAGCAUCCCCAAAGCUAUUCUAG
Messenger RNA from Durusdinium trenchii, 711 nucleotides. The record is from the annotation of a GenBank genome assembly. NCBI's taxonomy places the organism in Eukaryota, Dinophyceae, Suessiales, Symbiodiniaceae.